GUCCUGCUGUAUGCUCCCUUCCCUCCUUGCAGUGGAAGUUCAGUGAUCGCUGCUUGCAGUGAGCAUGUUGUCCCCGGAGGGAGCAGAGGAAGAGGAGUCUGGGCUCCAUGGAGCGUCAGACGAGGUGGAGCUGGAGGUGCAUGCCUCGUUUCCUCUGGAUCAGGAGAUGGAGGAGGGCGAGGAGUCGGAUGUGGAUGUGGGACCCUCCUUAGAUCCUUUUUGCUAUGUGCCCUACAGGGACAGGAAGGAAUGGGCAGAUGUGACACCGUUACCACAAGAUGAUGGGCCUAAUCCAGUUGUUCAGAUUGUUUACAGUGACAAAUUCAGAGAUGUUUAUGAUUAUUUCCGAGCUGUUCUUAAGCAAGAUGAAAGGAGUGAGAGAGCUUUUAAUCUGACGACUGAAGCCAUUGAACUGAAUGCUGCUAACUACACCGUAUGGCAUUAUCGUAGAGUCCUCUUGCAGUCAUUAAAGAAGGACCUUCAGGAGGAGUUGAACUAUAUCUCCGCAAUUAUAGAGGAUCAGCCAAAGAAUUACCAAGUCUGGCAUCAUAGGAGAGUGCUGGUGGAGUUAUUGAAGGACGGCUCUCAGGAAUUGGCCUUUGUUGCCGAUGUAUUAAGCCAGGAUGCCAAGAAUUAUCAUGCGUGGCAACACAGACAGUGGGUUAUCCAGGAGUUUAAUUUGUGGGAAGAUGAACUUCAGUAUGUCGACCUGUUACUCGCAAAAGAUCUCCGAAAUAACUCUGCCUGGAACCAAAGAUUCUUUGUCAUUUCGAAUACUACCGGUUACAGUGAUCCUCAAAUCCUAGAACGAGAGGUGCAGUAUGCAAUGGAAAUGAUCAAAGUAGCACCUCAUAAUGAAAGCGCCUGGAAUUAUCUCCGCGGCAUACUACAAGACAGGGGUAUGUCCGAAUACCCUAACCUUUUGGAACAAAUCCGUGCUUUGCAGGAGACACACAGUUCUCCGUACCUUUACGCCUUUCUUGUAGAUCUUUACGAUGACAUGUUGGAGAAGAAAUGUCAAAAUGUUGAAGAGGCACUUAAUGAGACACUAGAGCUGUGUGAAGUCCUUGCAAAAGAAAAAGACACUAUAAGAAAGGAGUACUGGCGCUAUAUCGGCCGAUCUUUGAAGCUCAAAUACGGAAAAAAUUCUCCGGCGAAAGGGGAACCAACAGUUGUUGAAAGUGUAUAACUUUUAAGGGGUUCAGAUUUUUUUUUCAUGUAUCUAUUUAAUAUUUGUUUUUGUUUUUUUACUAUCUACUUGAAAUAGGACUGAGGCGUCACUGAUUCAUUGUAUAAUGUAGUUAUUGCACCUGAAAAGCUUGACUUAACCAAGCCGUAAAUAACCGAAUGAAAGCUGCGGGUGGACUCUUGUUGUUCAAUGUUCAGAGACCUCACAUAACACCACAUUCAGUAUGCUAGCAUAUUAAUCUGUAUGAUACGGAUAUUAAUUUGCUUUUUUGAAAUAUAGUACAACUGCGCAAGCUGUUGCUGGUGAACCCACAUAACUUUUCAUCUAACAGUUGUUAGCUCCGGCUCUGCUUUGUAACAUACUUAAUGAAAACUAGAAUUGUGUUUUGUAAGACUAAUUUAAAAUGUGAAAGUAAAAGGGAAAAGAACGGUGUCCAGCAAUUCAUUUCAUUGAGUAGCUGGUUUUUGUUAUUCUGCUUGGCUAAUACAGUUGUUAAACGUUGAUGUGCCUCGCAAAAUAUUGACCAUAAAAUAACUAAUAUUUGAGCAAUUUAUUUGCCGUAAUUUAAAUUUUAACACAAAGUCACUUUUCUUGCAAUAAAAAGGAGUAUGGCCAAAAAAACGUGGUAUUAUUGUACUGUCCAAAAGUGUUACUGUUCACACAGAAU
Molecule: messenger RNA, 1856 nt
Organism: Pelobates fuscus (common spadefoot toad)
Lineage: Eukaryota; Metazoa; Chordata; Amphibia; Anura; Pelobatidae
Gene: FNTA
Product: farnesyltransferase, CAAX box, alpha
Exons: 9
Coding region: 65-1189 (374 amino acids)
Biological process (GO): protein farnesylation; protein geranylgeranylation
Cellular component (GO): cytoplasm; protein farnesyltransferase complex; CAAX-protein geranylgeranyltransferase complex
Molecular function (GO): CAAX-protein geranylgeranyltransferase activity; protein farnesyltransferase activity
Source: RefSeq, a predicted model, not a curated record